GAAACAAUGUUUUACGCUGUUACAGACGUUUAGUCCUUUUAUUAGUCCAUAAGUUUCGGGCAUUAUCUUCAGUCUGUUGUUUCUGUGCCUAGAAUGGCGACGCUAGCUAGCUAACGACAGCUAGCAAACAUGCUUUGCUUUGCUUUAGCUGAACAAACACAUGCUUGUCUUUCAAGUUACCUAACCAGCUGAGUACAAAGAAAGCCCUCGCCGUCAGUCGUUCUUCAACUUAUUUAUAAGACCUAGGUUGUGGCACAUUUGCCAGAUUCCUCAGGUGGAAUCUCUUUUCUUAGUAGCAGUGAAAAUCCACAGGAGAGUUGUGAGGAGAGCUCCGUGUCCAACCCCUUUUCCUAUACAGACAUCCGGCCAGAAUGUCCAGUGACCCUCCUCCUCCGUACCCCGGAGGUCCCAGUGCCCCACUCAUUGAGGAGAAGAAUGGACAACCUGUAAGAACUACUCCUAUACAGGGACAGCCCUUGCCUCCAGACUAUGGUCCUCCACCCUAUGAGGCCUCACAGCCAGGUUUCCUUCCCCCACAUGUCCCUGGAGAGGGACCCAUGCCCAUGCCAAUGCCUCAUCCACCAGUCCAAUCCAGGUUCAGUCCACCAACUCCUCAGAUAUACAUCUGGGACUGCAGCUCAGCUUCAGUUUGGGUUGGUAGGAGCUGGAAAACCAAAACAAAAAGUGGCCCCUACCCACCUCCGCCCGGUCACUUUCCUCAUCCGAUGCCAGGACAGAUGGGUCCUGGUUCCAGUCACUUUGUCCACAUGGGAGGUCACACAGCGACCGUCCUGGCUCCUCCAGGAGCAGCCACCACUGUGACCGUACUGCAGGGGGAAAUGUUCCAGACCUCGCCGGUGCAGACUGUGUGUCCGCACUGUCAGCAGGCAAUCAUUACCCGCAUCUCCCACGAUGUCGGACUCAUGAACACGCUCUUCUGCCUCUUCUGCUUCUUUGUAGGGUGUGAUCUCGGCUGUUGCUUGAUUCCCUGUCUGAUUGAUGACCUCAAGGAUGUGACACACACCUGCCCUUACUGUAAGGGCUACAUUUAUACAUACAAGCGUAUAUGCUAACAACCGACAGCUGUAUGCACGUGCACACACACAAACUCACAGCUCCUCCUGCUGGUAGUGACAGGCUUCUCCCCAUUUUUGCAAAGUGUUGUGUAGCCCUCUUAAAUUGUAAGUGCAGUUUUCUCAAUAGUUGGAUACACAGAAUAUUUACUGUAUAUAUCUUUCAGCAUAAUUCUUUCAUGUAUAAACCUGCAUUUGAAUUGUACAAAUCUCACUGAACUACAGAAGAUGUAGGACACUAAAACAUCCACAGAGAUGGAUAGGCAGCAGUCACACAGGUGCAUCUGAUCCUGUAUGGAAACCUGGGAGAAAAGGCUGGUGAUGUUAUACAUAUUAAUGGGGAAAAAAACAUCUUUGGACACACAGCCUCAGUUAGAGAAAACUGUGAAAAUGGUCACUUUAUUUAUUUGAAAUAAUCUGUGAAUCUUGCUGAGAGGCAAGUAUAUUGAAGUCAAAAAUGCUGGUUAAGGUUUUUUUUUUCUUAUUUAAUUCAAAUAUUUUAUCUACUAUUUUAACAAGUUGAUAUAGAGAACUGUGAACAUGUUUGUCCAUGUCUGAUAAUUUUGUUCUAACAGAUGUAGUUUUUCCUUUUAUCAUUAUCCCUUUUCGAAUGUGAGCAAACUAAUGAACCAUUUUCAGCUCGGUAAACUGAUGUAUUUGCUUAUUUGGGAAUGUCCAAGAUUGAUGUUACUUGCUAUAUUUAUUAGCCCAGAAGUCACGAAAUGUUAAGUGAUUUACGGUUGAACACAUUAAUGCCCCAUCUGUGAUGUACUUAAUUUUGAUAAUAAAGCCAAGAUUUGCACUUUAAGUUGGAAUUCACAUUUCCCCCUCUGAUGCAUUCAUACAAACUAUAAACCUCAGUUGUCAUUAGUCUUUGAGAGAUUUUAGCUUUGAGGGGAAAAAAACAUAUGCACUUAUUCAGAAUAUAGUAGACUUUGAGUUUUACUGUUACUGAUGGAGACACACUGCAUGACAUCUCAGUAAUCUUGUGUCGUCUCUCUGGCCUGUGUGUCAGUCUAAUGCACCGCUCCAAACUAGAGUAUCUUCUCACUGAUACUGUUGGCUGAUUGUUUGUUGGUGCAACAGUAAACAGGUAGGUAGUUUAAAAUAGAAAAGUAUGUUGGCAAACAAAUUACAGUGGUGGCACCAUCAUCAAAUAUCGCGGUUUAGCUUGUAAACCCUCCUACUAUGGCACCAGCCCUUAAAAGAAUACCUGCAUUGCUCACAUGCAUGUUAAAUAAUACAGAUGUCUUUUGACUAAUACUAAAUAGUGACCUCUCUGCUAGGAAUAAGCUUCAAAUAAAUGAUUGUAUCAGACAUCUUGCAAAAUGACAGUGAUUCCAUUGAUUAUUACUAACAAUGAAACAACCAUUGUUCCACCACAGCAUGCCCAAACUGCCAUUCACCUUCACUCACCAAGUGCAGAAUUUGUCUGCAUGAACCACACAUCAAAAUGAAUAAUUCUCACUGGCUAGUUCCUUGACUCUAUGUGCAUUUGAUUUUUUUUUCCUUUCUUUUUUGUGAGGCUAGCUAAGCUGUGCAAGAAAGUUUUGAGUUGAAGGAUUGCAUUGAACUUUUAAUACAAAGUACUGUAUGCCAUUGUUGUGGCUAAUACUGGUCUGCAUUGCUCUCUAAAUGUCUGUGAUAUGUAUAACUAAGUCAAUUUGACUGUUGUAUACAGGUACUAUUUUAUCAAUAAAAAUCAGAACAUGA
Siniperca chuatsi (mandarin fish) is the source of this 2786-nucleotide messenger RNA. RefSeq names its product cell death-inducing p53 target 1 (gene cdip1). The transcript is spliced from 7 exons. The coding region runs from base 372 to 1073 and encodes 233 amino acids. Gene Ontology annotation, molecular function: zinc ion binding. Gene Ontology annotation, biological process: tumor necrosis factor-mediated signaling pathway; intrinsic apoptotic signaling pathway in response to DNA damage by p53 class mediator. NCBI's taxonomy places the organism in Eukaryota, Metazoa, Chordata, Actinopteri, Centrarchiformes, Sinipercidae. The record is from RefSeq and is a predicted model, not a curated record.